This is a messenger RNA of Gallus gallus (chicken), 7398 nucleotides long. It is a transcript of the gene LONRF3, whose product is annotated as LON peptidase N-terminal domain and ring finger 3. Gene Ontology annotation, molecular function: protein binding. The transcript has 12 exons. Bases 170 to 2341 code for a protein of 723 amino acids. NCBI's taxonomy places the organism in Eukaryota, Metazoa, Chordata, Aves, Galliformes, Phasianidae. The record is from RefSeq and is a predicted model, not a curated record.
GCCUGCCUUUAUAUAAGCGGCGGCGGGCCGGGGCGCUCCCGGCGCGGGGCGGCAGCAGCAUGGGCCGGCGGGGCCGCGCCGCGCCCGCGGCGCCACAGCCUACGCGCCCCGGCGCCCCCGGCCGCCCGCCCGGCUCGCGUUCCCGCUCGUGCUAGAGGCGCCGCCCGCCAUGGGCUCCCGCCCGGAGCCGCUGCAGGCGCAGAACUUGGAGGCGGCCAGCGGCAGCCGCGGCCCCGAGUGGCAGGCGCUGCUCGGGCGGGCCGACGCGCUGGCCUUCGGCGGGCGGCUGCACGAGGCGCUGCCGCUGUACCAGCUGGCGUCCCGGCAGCGGCAGCUGCGCGCCGAGCAGCUGGAGAAGCUGGUGGAGUGCCUGGCGCAGGGCGUGCGGCUGAAGGAGGGGCUGCCGGCCGGGAGCGGCGCCCCGCAGCCCCGGGACUGGGACGGCUGCCGCUGCCGCAAGUGCCAGGGGUUUCUCUUCGAGCCCGUCUCGCUGCCCUGCGGACACACCUUCUGCAAAAAGUGCCUGGAGAGGGACCGCGCGGCCGCGACGCGUUGCGUGCUGUGCCGCGAGGAGGGCGGCGGGCGGCUGCCGCGGGUCAACGUCAUCCUCAGCAACCUGCUGGGCAAGUGGUUCCCGCGGCAGGUGCGGGCCUCGCAGCUCCGCCACGAGGGGAACCUGCUCUACCAGGAGAAGAAGCUGCACGCCGCCCUGCAGAAGUACAACGAGGCGCUCAGCUUAGCUCCCAAUGACCACUUACUAUACAGCAACCGGUCCCAGAUUAACUCGACUCUGAAAGCUUGUGAGGAUGCGCUGCACGAUGCUGAGACAGCAUGCAGGCUGCAGCCCUACUGGCUGAAAGGUCACUUAAGGAAAGGCCAGGCAUUGGCUAAUCUAGGGAAAACAGAAGAAGCUUUAAGAGAGUUUCUGUUCUGCCUUGCUCUGGACAUGGGGAACAAGACGGCCAAGUCUGAGGCUCAGAAGCUUCUACUUAGUUUGUUUUCACUCAUCCCGGGAAAUGCUCAGGAACACUUACCCGAUAUCCUGCAGCUGUUGUCACAUCACUCUAGAUUAAAGGGGAACCUCCUAAGUUCAGUGGGAUCUGGAGGCACCAGCCAUGCCCUGCAGAGGUUGCUCAAGGUAAAUGUGGAACAGAAAAAGGGCUUUCCUGUUCAAGAGGAACCAAACGUAACUAAUUCUGGCAACUUAAGAAAGUCCAUGCAAACCACAGAGAGUAGAAAGGACUGCUCAGAGGAGGAGAACAAGCCCACCUCCGUGCCAGAGUCUACCUUCCUUGUGUCUGAGAAGCGUGGCCUCCUGAAAAGGAAGGGCUGCUUGGAGGAGGCAAGGGAUGCAGAAGUGCCCUGCAAGCUCCUGAAGAAAGAUACAGUCGAUACUAAGGGAAGUAGCACUGGGCAACAUACUCCAUUUGAAUCUGUGGAUCCAUCAGAUCUGGAUUGCUCCCUGUGUAUGAGGCUCUUCUAUGAACCUGUCACUACGCCUUGUGGACACACCUUCUGUCUCAAAUGUCUUGAGAGAUGCCUGGAUCACAACCCCAAAUGUCCCCUGUGCAAAGAAGGGCUCUCGGAGUGCUUGGCUAUGAGGAAAUACUGCAAAACAGUACUAAUGGAAGAGUUAAUAGCUAAAUAUCUUCCAGAGGAACUCACUGAAAGAAGAAAGAUUUAUGAAGAGGAAAUAGCAGAGCUUUCCAACCUAAAUAAGAAUGUUCCUAUAUUUGUCUGCACAAUGGCUUAUCCUACAGUCCCAUGUCCGUUGCACAUCUUUGAGCCCUGUUACCGCCUGAUGAUUCGAAGGUGCAUGGAGACUGGCACCAAACAAUUUGGGAUGUGCAUUAGUGACCCUGUGAAGGGGUUUGCAGAUUAUGGCUGCAUUCUGGAGAUAAGAAAUGUUGAAUUCUUUGCUGAUGGUCGCUCUGUUGUAGACAGCAUUGGCAAGAGGAGAUUUAAGGUGAUACAGCACAGCCAACGUGAUGGCUACAACACAGCAGAUAUUGAGUACAUCGAGGAUCAAAAGGUGCAAGGACAAGACUAUGCUGCGCUACUUGUUCUCCAUGAUUCUGUCUAUGAUCAGGCAUAUAUGUGGUUUAAUUCACUCAAGCAAGCACUGAAGAGUAGAAUUCUCAGUCACUUUGGUCCAAUGCCAGCUAAGGAUCCUGACCCACAGGCUAACCCUAACGGGCCAGCCUGGUGCUGGUGGGUCCUAGCUGUCCUUCCACUUGAGAACAGAGCCCAGCUUCCUUUCCUUGCCAUGAAAUCCCUCAAAGACCGCUUGAAUGGCAUCAGACGUGUCCUUACAUUCAUGUCUCGUACAAGAUCACGGUGAUGGUGAGAAGGAGAGCUGUGAAGUCUCCCGCAGUACUUGACUGUAGAGUGUCUCUUGUAACUUCAUCUAACUGCAAUAAUGUCUUACAGAUUUGUGUCAGAAUGUUUCCAGCCUGAAUUUCAAAGAAAACAAGUUAAAAGGAGCAAGGGAUGUUUAUGGUUACUUUAAUAGUUUCCAUUUGGAACUCAGUUUCUGAGAUGAUUAUUCAAUUACUGCACUGCUAAAUUAAUAACAAAUGUGAUAGAACAAAAAGUGAUCUUGUUUGCCAUAAACCUUUUAAAAAGCUUAAGAGGUUUUUUUAAUUUAUUUUUUUUUGUAGUGGGUAAGGGGUGAACUGUGCAGUUUAAUGUGAAGCAGAAUUAAUAAUGUUUAUGCAUUAUUUCAAUGAACUGCGUGAUCUUUUCCAAAUGGUUCAGGUUUUAUAUAGCAUUGUGUAUAACAAUGUUCACGACUUCCGUUUGAUAAUUUAUUUUUGCACUAUGAUUUUUUUUUGUUUCAAAAUGUGUUAUUUAUGUGUUCAUCCUCUAUAGGACAGUGAGCUGCUCUAUUUAUAGUGUUUUUAUCCUGUAUGUACAACUGGGGGGAAAAGUGAUGAUUCUAGCAGUGCACAAAAAACUGCUUUGAUCUUUUUCAGCUAUUUCUGUUCAAAUACUUUGAAUGUUUUUCUAUUUGUCCCCAGUCCUACUGUAGCCUAAGAAGGUUUUUUUCCUCCUGAAACAGCCUGCCGUGAUGUCUUUGAAUACACAGACUGAGAGCUCAUGCACAGUUGUUGGAUCUUGAACUCUCUGCUUGUAACUAGGGCUCUGAUAGCGCAGUGCAGCCAAGCGCAUCCGUAACUGUGAGCGCAGGUGUCAAAGUGCUUGGUGAAGUCAAGCCAUGGAUCAGUUGAUGCCAGUGGGGAUUUGCUGACAGAAGGCUCACCCUCCUAAAAACAAAACUGGAAGUAUUGGUGUUUCAUUGUAGAUGGACGGGUUUUUUUUAAAAUGAUUUUUUUAUAUCAACUCUGAUUGCUGUUGAGAUUAGCUUCACUUCCGGAGUGUCCGGGAUUUGGUUUUGGAGUGUGUGUAUGUGGGUGGAGGGAGGGUUAUUUUCAGCUGCAGGACUAACAGGACAGUUUGUACCACAUGAGAAGGAAUAUGUUGUAAUAAAUGCUAUUUAUUUUACCCCAAUCUUCAGGUUUCUGUUAGCUUCGAAUCUCUGCCCAGCUGCUAUGCUUCUAUAAGCAGAGAUGGGGUAGUGUUGCUGAUAGUAGUUAACUCCUAAGGAAAACAAGUGAAUUUUUGGAUGACCGCUUCUGGCUAAUGAGGCGGGUAAAAAAAAACAAGGCAAAAAUGAGAAUAGCAUUAACUUUUUUUUUUUGCUUUGUUUAAAUCAACAAGCUGUUGGAUUCUUUUGCUCUUUUUAUCGCUUUCUGUCUACCAUUUUCUGGAGGUGGUCUUCCAUGGGGCCAACUUUGACUUUCAUUAAUUUCAAUGUGAGGGAAGAAAAAAAAAAAAAAAAAAAAACUGUUGUGGAAUGCUACAAUUUUUGUUGUUGUUUUUACCCAGGAUAGCACCAUUGCCCAUUCCAUGCCUUUAUGGAACAAUGCAGUAGAAUUUAAUGUCGGUUUUUCGUGUGUUUUCUUUCCCCACCAUCAUUCUUUCAUCAGGAAUAUACAUUGAGAGUAAUUUCUGUACUGUCAGGUUUCCAUAAUAUAUUUUAUUCUCCCUCUUGUUAAAUUUUAUAGGACUUUCCCAUAAGGGUACCAAAGAAAGAUUGGAAGACAAACACAUUUCAGCUUUGUUAUGCAAAUGGAAUAUGUAUCCUGUGUUUGCAUUUAGCUGCUCUAGAAAUGCUACAGCUUGUUUCCAUACUGCUAGAUUGCUGCACUCCUGGCAUCUUGUGUAGGUGGUGCUUUCCAUGUUUCUCUAUGAACAAUAUAUAGAAUACGUGCUCUGAACAACAACUGUAUGGUGGCUGAGACCUGCUAUGACAUUUGUCUUCAUAAGUCAAAAGCAGUUCCUACUUGUUUGGAAGUGAAACUGCAUUAAAUGCAAUUCUUCCUUAAACCAUUAUGUAUUAUGCAUAAUAUAAGGAGUCUACAUUGCUCCUAUAGAAAGUUAGCACUUAAUUCCUUGUAUCUGUGAGGAAAAGGACCUCAGAUACCUAUUUCAUACUGUUUUCUCAUUGAUCUUGCUGUUCUUUUCCUGCAUGUCUUCUGCAUACUCAUUAUUUUGUUAAUUCAGAAAUUGCCAUGGAAAGAAUCCUCAAUUCUAUAAGUGAACAUUGUCUUUCUUUAUUAGACUUGAGUAAAGCUGCAGAAUUUCCUAAGCAGAAAUCUGCGUAUACAUGCACUGUGUUGUGAACCCCCAGCACAUUUGGUGUGACUUGGAAACGUGAACUACUGCCUACACUGCAUGCAGGUGACCAUACACACAGACCUGUGUACACACAAAUUGACUCCAUCAGGAAGUUCAAUCUGGGACUGCUCUGUGGCCAUAUAUCCUAGGUUAAUUGGUAGUUCAUGCAUUCUUUCAUAGAGAGAAGAUUCUGAAACAAGUUUCUGAGAAUACAAGCCUGCCCAGUAAAAGCUGUACAAGGAGUAGCCUUAGCCUUCAGUGAAUUAAUGUAGUGGUUUCAGUAGUGACCUUUACCAACACAACUUCUAGUUAUGCCAUGCUAUGGGUGAUUUCAGUUGCAUUAAUUGGCACAGAGUUGUAAAUGCAACAUUUAUUACAGGCAUAAAUAAACUACUGAGCAGACUCAAACACCUUCACUUUAAUUAUAGAAACUGCAUUGAUCACAUCUAACUGGGGCUGGUAUUUUAUUGAUGCUUCAAUGCGUUCUAGGCACUAGUUUUAUUUCAACCACUCUUGCUUUUAUUUAUUUAAAAAAAAAAAAGGAGGAAAAAGUACUUCUUGGAUUUACAUUUCUUCUGUGGCUAGUAGUAGUGAUUACUCUUUUGUUGUGAAGCCAUAAGUAAUGCAUAGGCUUCAUACUACUACUUUCAGGGAAGGUCAUUUCCUUUGACCCUAAAUCAUUGAGUUUGGAUUACUAAAAUCAGAAAUUAUUCAAUUUUUAUGGAAACGUGAUCAGUCCCCUUUUUUUUCUGUAAUGGAGAGUAAAUCCAAUAAUAGAAUGAUCCAAGCAAGUGCUGGUCUCCUGCUGGAUAUGGUGGUGAGCCAUCCAGGCAGUUCCUGAAACUGUUAGGCUUGCAUUUGUGAGAUAUACUUUAUUCAUUUGAAAUCUCUUCACACUUCUGUAGAUGAAAUAUUUAACAAAAUACAUCAAAUAGCAAAGGCUGGCUGUAUCACCUUUCCAAUUUUUUUCUGCAUGUAUUUAUCUUCUAAUUAAACAGAUGAGUUUUCUGGAGGAAAUUACACUAAUUUCCACUUAUAGACAGACUUCUAUAGUAAUGUUGACUUACAUUGCCUUGUGUAGGUGUGGUUUCUGUGAGAACAGCUGUUAUCUUGGCAUGGAGAGCUUUGACAGUAAACCUGAGGCACAGCUGGAUUAUCAAGUUAAAUUGUGCAAUUUGAUGGCAAGCUCAGAUGCAGCUGUAGAAUGCAGUUUAGUAGUAUUAAUAAUUAAAUUAUAAAUUGGUGUGAUAAAAUCUAAUAGAUGGUUGUAGUUCCAGUUGAUGCUAGAACAGUGUUAGUUGUAUAGUACUCUUUUUUUCAAUUUUUUUAAGUGCUGAUCUCUUCUUUUCCAUAAGUGUUAGCAAUAAGAGACAAGCUGUCACACUGCAUGGCUGACCUGUGCUUCUCUCCUGUGCGGCUGCUUGUGAGCAGAACACCUGAACCACAGAUUUCCUCACCCAAACUUUAUUUUAAUUAAAAUAAACUCAUUGAGAUUUGGAUGCAGCAGGUCUGGUUUCACCUGCACUGUGAAGAAAGAGCUUUAUGACAUACUUUAUUUAGACAGUCUUUUGAUGAAUCCUGCUUGGCCCUGAAGUUUUGCUGGUGUUUAAAUUAGUGACAGACAGGAGUUGUACUGAAACACAAUGCUUACUUUUAAAAGAUAAAUUCAUUGCAGUUUUCUUAUGCAUACCAGUCCCACUGAAACUGUAGGCACUUAGGGCAGUGCUUUCCUGUCCCCUGAGCCCUACAUUAGGUGAUAGUAAAAUAGGCUGAGCUCAUAUUGUCAGCUUCGCAGCCUGACUUGUAAGUGGUGCAGCACAUCCUUAAGAUUUGGUGGUCUAGGGCUUAGUCCAAAGCAGCUGAAAGUCUUUUGGAGCUACAGCAAGGUGGUAGUUCAGCCAAGUCACUGUUCUGAGAUGCUCUGUUAAAUAAAUAUGGUUUGGGUACAAGAAUGCAUCUUCUUUGUCAGGAUUAAAAUGAUGGGUAAUACUUUAAAAAUAAUAACAAUUAAAAAAAUGGAUAUAUUAUGUUGACUUACUCAUCCAAGUGUCAUGCGAAUUGCUUACUAAGGGUGGAGUUUGCUAAGGUCUAAAGUUACCCUCACAUAGAAGUGCCUGUAUUCUGUUAUUGCCAUUCUUGAGCUUUUUAAGAGAGUCACAGCCAUAUAUUUUAUAAAUAUAAGCAUAUGCACCUUUCGAUCUUUAAAUUUGCAGAACAAAGGUUUACAGAGCAGAAGUGUAGCAAAACCAAUGUACUAGCUUCUGUAAUUCCCCAGUGGGGGAUGGAGAAGUACAAAAAAUGGGGAGGAUCAGACUAUCUGUAUAAGAUGUCUUAAUUUGGCACCAUAUAUUCAUCCAAUUUAGUUCCAUCAAGCUAUGUGGUUAUAAGAGUGCCAGAAAUAUAUCUCUCAAGCCAUUCUAAAUAAAAAGCUCUUUGUGGACCUGUAUAUUCCAUUUGUUUGUAAAACAUUUUUGUGCACUGUAACGAACUUGAAAUGAAACUCAUACCACUGAACAGAGCUCUGUUCAGCUACCUCGACGUAAGGUUGAAGUACUUUGGUUUUUUUCCAGAUUUGUUCACAUUGUCAUAUAAAAUAUUUUUUAAAAAAAUUCAUAGUCCAAAGAUCCUGUAUUUGUUUGUAGAUGUACUUACAAUUAUGUUGUACCAACAAAGUCUGUGUGAAGCAUUGUUUGCUAAUUAAAAUUUUUGUGUUCUUUA